AUGCUCGACUUUGCCUACGCGCGCGGCGUGAACCUCUUCGACUUAUCGGAGUGCUACCCGGCCAAGGACAACGACGGCCGCGCCGAGACGCUCUUCGGGCGAUGGCUGCGCGAGCGGGAGAUCGCGCGCGGCUCCGUCGUCAUCUCGACGAAGGUCGUCGGGCCCGGCGGCGACAAGGUGCUCCCGCACCGCUACGACGCGCUCGGCACGCCUCCCGGGGACCGGCCGUCGUUCGCGCAGCCGUCGAAACAGCAGAUCCUCGACGCCUGCGAGGCGUCCCUGAAGCGCCUGGGCGUCGACCGCAUCGACCUGUUCGAGAUCCACUGGCCCGCGCGCUACGUGCCGAAAUUCGGCGAGUCCGGCGCGCGGUUCAACCCGGACCUCGCCGUCUCCUGCCCGUCCUUCGACGAGCAGCUGGACGCGAUCGAAGCGCUCUUGGAGGCGGGCAAGAUCGCGGCCUGGGGCGUGUCCAACGAGACGACCUUCGGCCUCACGACCUUCCUCGAGCGCGCGAAGGCUCGGCACAUGCCCGGGCCCGCGUCGAUCCAGAACGACUACUCGCUCUGCGACCGCCGCUUCGAGACCGAGCUCGCGGAGGCGUGCCACCACGGGGACGUCGGCCUGCUCGUCUUCGGCGCCAUGUGCGGCGGCACGCUCUCCGGCAAGUACAACCGCGGCCGCAUGCCCAGGGACGAGGCGAGGCAUCGCGAGAUGCCGGGCUACCAGGCGCGCUACACGUGCGCGGCGACGCUCCGGGCGGCCGAGGAGUACGCGGACCUCGCCGCCGCGCACGGCCUCUCGCCGGCGCAUCUGGCGCUCGCGUGGUGCUACAGCCGGUCCUUCGUCGCGUCGACGAUCCUCGGCGCGCGCCACGUCGCGCAGCUCGAGGACCAGCUCGACGCGCUCGCCGCGGCGGCCAAGGUCACGCCCGCGCUCGCGCGGGACGUCGACCGCGUCCACCACUGCUGCCCGAACCCGAACUACUCGGACACGCACGGCCAGUACUACGCGACCUAA
Messenger RNA from Aureococcus anophagefferens, 1017 nucleotides. RefSeq lists its product as hypothetical. The record is from RefSeq and is a predicted model, not a curated record. The transcript has 2 exons. Bases 1 to 1017 code for a protein of 338 amino acids. NCBI's taxonomy places the organism in Eukaryota, Pelagophyceae, Pelagomonadales, Pelagomonadaceae.